Messenger RNA from Emiliania huxleyi CCMP1516, 912 nucleotides. RefSeq lists its product as hypothetical. The record is from RefSeq and is a predicted model, not a curated record. The coding region runs from base 52 to 768 and encodes 238 amino acids. The transcript is spliced from 5 exons. Lineage: Eukaryota; Haptophyta; Isochrysidales; Noelaerhabdaceae.
GACGUGGCGCAGCUCUGGCGCCGCUUCGACGCCUUUGGGCCAAAGACGCUGAUGCAGCUCCCCCUCCUGCACGUGCACACACCGCCGCCGUCCGCCGCGGUUGUCCGCGCGCAAGUGAGGGAGGCGGAGAGCAACGGAGGCACUUUGGGCGCGAAGGUCGCCAGGACCAUCCAGGACACGGACAUGUGCACUUGCGUCAACCUUCUCCACCUCGGCCGCAUGCGCGCGGGCGCGUGGGAGGCGAUGGUGCGCGACGGCUGGAACGCUGUCGACGAAAGGAAGCGUGGGGACCACAGCAAGAUGCGCGUCUCCAACCAGGGCGUCGUCCACUUGGCGCUCAAGCAGCGGCCGGAGGCGUUCAAGCACCUCUCCCUCGGCUGGAACCUGAACCACUGCGCGAACUUCUACGGCUGCCGCUUCGACAGCGCGGCCUGGGAGUGCGGCGAGGCGCAGGGCGCGGCGCCGGCGGCUCAGCAGCCCACGAGCGAGGGGCUCUUCGCGGGCGCUUUUCACGCAAACUGCGGCAAGGUCAAGCUCCCGCCGGGCAUCAAGCGGCACAGCAAGGUGCCGUACAGCGAGAGCCAGGCGGAGGACGCCUUCUUCACGAGCAACCCGAACAAGCGGCCCAGCUGGAACGACUUCAGCAAGUUCGUCGCGGUCGUCGCCGCCACCGCGUGGGCGCCAGGCCGCGUCGGCGGGCUGCAGCCGGGCACGGGGGAGGCGACGGGGAAACAGUGUGUGCUGCGAAGCAGCGCUGUCUGCGGCUAGUACGUGCGAGUCAGGCUUCGCGUCCCAUAUGCACGCCGCGUCCUUACGCUGUGAGACAGACUAUGAUUGAGAGAUCUUUCUUCCAGACCGUGUGCCCGCGAGCCAGUGAGAAAGUGAAUUCCCUCCCUUUGGUAAGUGAUUGCU